CCCUGGCCAUGUUGCUUUCCAGUCCCAGCCCCUCGGCCUCAGGCAGCGGGCGGUCUCCGCACCGCCGAUGGAGCUGGGCUCCCGGGGGCCUUGGGCAGUGGGAUGCGCCGGCCGAGGUGCCUCGGAGCGUGGCUCCGGCUCCAGGCACCAGCCUCCACUUCUACGUGCUCUGGUCGCUGCAGGAGCCGGCCCGGCAGCUCAGCAGGAGCCAUGGUGGACCAGGGCACCACUGUGCUAGGUGCUGUACAAACACAGAGCACAAAUCCAGCCGGAUGUGUUACCAGAUUCAGCUGCCUCUGCCGUUGCCAAAACAACUUGUAAUCUUUGGCUUAGGUGACUGGAAUCGUUAUUCCCAAAACACAAGCAUCACUGUGGAGGUGCUGGUGAAUCCAGAUGUCAAGCCACAAAGGAUUGGCAAAUUGGGGUCUGAUGUGAGGUCCCUUGUGUGGGAAGGUGACUGGAGGGUGGAUGUUCUGAUGGCUUCAUUGAAACAAAUGGACUGUGGCAACCCUGUUAAACUUCUCCUGACUGUCAAUGGAGAGCUGCUCAAGGGCAUCUACAACAGCACCCCCAGUCGUCCGUUUCUGGCACCAGAGCCCACCCAGUCACCAGUCCUCCCGGAAGAUACCACGUCCCCCAUCCAGGUCUUGGACGAUACCACUGAGGUUAAAGGUCAGAGUUUGGAGGCAACUGCCAGAGCACAAAGGACCAGAAGUAAGGAUUCAUCUCCACCACCAAAAAAGCUGUUGAUGCCCCUUACCCCAGAGUCACCCACUGCCCAGAAGGCACCCAAGGAGGCCAGGAGGAAAAUCCGCAAGCCUAGUCCUCUCCAGCUAAAGCAGCCUAGGAAAGUCUUGUUUGAGCCCAGGGCAUGUGAAGGGGAGCAGGAUGCUGAAGACUUGGAGGUGAAGGAGCUGCAAGUCUGUCCGAGCCCACGAUGGUGUCACGCCAUGUGCCUCAGUGAUCCAGAAACAGCCAUUUUGAUUGGUGGAGAGGGAGCCAAUCAACAGCCUUGCAAGGAUUCUCUCUGGAAACUAGAGAUUGACAAUGAUUUCUGGUUCCCCAUGGAUCUGCCACCACUGGGUUCUGUGCCGCCCUGCUCACGUGGUCACACUGCCACCUAUGACCUGGACACCAAACGCAUCUAUGUCUUUGGGGGCAUGAAGGAGGGCAAGCCCUACAGCACUAUCCACAUCCUGGACACAUCCACCUGGAAGUGGCUUCUCGUGGCCGCCAAGGGGAAGGUGCCGACACUGGCCUACCACAGCGCCACCAUCUACCAUAAGGAGCUUUUUAUCUUUGGAGGAACUUUCCCCAAGAUGGCAUCCCUGGAGUCCAGAGCCUGCAGCAACACACUGUAUGUCUUCAACCCUGAGUACAAGAUUUGGUACCAGCCCAUUGUGGAGGGAGAGAAGCCCUUACCUCGGCUCGGCCAUUCAGCCACUCUGCUGAGGAACAAGCUGGUGAUCUUUGGGGGUCAGAGGACCCCUUUGUACCUGAAUGAUGUGCACAUCCUGGAUCUGGGUUACAUGGAGUAUGUGCCAGUCCCGUUUCUUUCAGGACAGCCUUCUUCACGCUGCUUCCAUGCUGCAAUGCCAGUGUCUGACCAGAAGAUCCUGAUCAGUGGAGGCUGCAAUGCCAAGGGAGCCCUGCAGGAUGUAUUCAUCUUUCACCUUGAUACCUUUGCAUGGAGCACAGUGACACACAGUCACCUCUCCUUAGUGCCCCGGGCUGGCCACAUGCUGCUCAACCUCACCUCUGCCCACCUGACAGAUGUGGACAAGGAGAGCCAGAGCAAGUGCAACCUGUGCACCGUGCUGGUUUUUGGUGGCUCAGACUGUGCUGGGACCUUCUACAAUAGCACAAGCAAGAUCCAGCUGGACCUAGAGGAGACCAAGCCCAGGACAGCAGGGGUUCUGUGUCAUGGUAAAUAGAGACACAUGGAUAGACAGUGGGUGGCAAUAAAUGAAUCAAAGCAAAGCGAUGAACCAAGUCUCUGCAUGUAGGUGAAAUCUGCCCCACAUUUGGAAUGUCUCCCUGAAACCUGUGGUGACUUCUUGCCUAUGUUGGGGCCCAUGGACAUGGAGCCUGAGGACUAGGCACAAAUCCCCGCCUCACACUUGCAUGAUGCCUACGCUUUGACACUUAAUUAUCCUCGGAAGCCUGAACUAAAUCUGCAGUGUCCCGUUAGAGGAAUUUCCCCAAGGCUUUGGGCAGAACUAGUCUCUUGCUUUCCUCUCUUGCUGUAUAUCACUUCUCUUCCCUGACCCAAAUCCCAGCUUCUGUUGGGCGGAAAUGAAGGUGACCUCAUAUAUUCACUCUUAACUGGGUGAGGAGAGGGGGUUGCUGCAGGUAGGGUGACCAGAUGUCCUGAUUCUAUAGGGACAGUCCUGAUUAUUUUGUCUUUUUCAUACAUAGGCUCCUAUGACCCCCCACCCUCUGUCCUGAUUUUUCAUACUUGCUGUCUAGUCACCCUAGCUGCAGGCUCCGAAGAGAGGGCUGUAAGGUGAGGAUGUGAGUCACCCACCAAAGCUGGCUGGAUCUCAGCUGCAACUUGGCAGUUCCUUUCUGCCAUCCAGGAAUAGGGUUCUUCUGGCUUGGAAUGAAUGAGAAUUCACCACCCAGAAAUCUCCCCUUUGGAAGGACGGGGAACAGUAUCGCUAGAAAGUGAGUGACUGGCUUUCUACAAGUGGCUGAAAAGUGUCUGAUGCUGUGUGAUGUCUGGGUGUAAGUGGCAUGCCAUCUGGGGAUGGGGAAGAGAACGCUGUCAUCUUUGGCUAAGGGGGGAGCUGGCUGCUAUGCCAGCAGCGAGGGAGACUAGUUCUCCCAGAUUGCUGCUUGGUGAAGGGAAGACAUAUAGAUCACUCAGCAGCCUGGGACAACUAAUCUCCUUCAUGCGGUCACUGCCGGCGUGGCAGGCAUGGUAUAGCGUAACUGUUGGUGGUUCCCUA
Gopherus flavomarginatus (Mexican gopher tortoise) is the source of this 2951-nucleotide messenger RNA. RefSeq lists its product as uncharacterized. The record is from RefSeq and is a predicted model, not a curated record. The transcript is spliced from 14 exons. Bases 9 to 1934 code for a protein of 641 amino acids. NCBI's taxonomy places the organism in Eukaryota, Metazoa, Chordata, Testudines, Testudinidae. Gene Ontology annotation, molecular function: protein binding.